UCGCGUCUAGUGCUCGUCGACUGCACAUCGCCAUCCGCUAAAAACAAAUAAAAUAAAAACUUAUCAAGAAACACAAACACGCAUUGCAUUAUAUAAUAAAUAAUAUUAUUAACUGUGGAUGUGUAUUUGCAUAGGUGUGAGAUUUAUUAGAGUAAAUAAAACAAAAUAAACUAAAAGUUGAACUUGUUUUGGAUGUGUUAUCGCGUGUUUUGUGUUUGUGCAGUGUAUGCAGUUAUCUCUAAGGAAACCGUCGCACCGGAUCACAACAUUCGUGCGUUGAUUUUGAAUUUCCAGCGGAAAAUGUGCGGCGAUUUAUGCGCGCGUCGUGAAAACAGACAAAUUGGAUAUUAAUUUGAUUAAAUCGGCGAUUAAUUACUGAUUACUGCGGGUGACAAUGGCGAAAGACAGUCGAUCUGGAAGUAUGACAGAUACAGGGGAAGACAUCGGGGAAUGUCUGGAAGACGCCAGGAAGUUGAUUCGGGACUUGAGGGAGCGGACCAGGACGCAGGCGCAGCAAUUAUUAGCAUGGCGGCGUGCAUAUAAAAUGCAGGAAGUUUUAAUAUCCCGCCUGCAUCGUGAGAAAGCCGACCAACUGAAAACCCUCUCCUCGAAACUCCUCCUCUUCGAAUCGCGCCUCAUCCGCACAAAAGACAUCUCCGUGAUGCUGAAUCAACGCGAGAUGAUCAUCCACCGCCAACAACGCAUCAUCGAAACCCUCACGAAUCGCCUCAUCGACAACGGCCUGGAACCCCCCAUCGGCGACAUCCCCGACUUCGAAACAAACCUCCUAGACCUAGAAUCACUCAACGAUAGCGACAGCGCCGUGGUCAUGGAAGACGUCGACUCCGACAGCAACCUGACACACAUCCCGAAGUAUCGCAAUCAUGACGGCAUCACCGUCGUGCGAUCCAUCUCAGAUGCUAUAGACCCAAAUCUAAAAUAUACUAUAAGACGCACGAAUGGAUUCCUACGCCGGCCGGAGAUACUUGAAACCGUGUACAGUGUUGAAGAAGACGCUGAUGACACCGACGGUAAAUCCGAAGCGAAUAAAAAACGCGAUGCAUUCGCUAGUGGAAGUGGAAAAGCAGUGGUUAAUGAGGAACCACCGGGUAGGUCCAUAGAACGUGCUGAAACAAUUGAAAAACUUCAAAAUUUCGAAAAAAUUCAAAGUUUUGAUUGCGAUAAACAUGUUAUUGAUGCAGAUAUUGAAAAACCGCCGGAUAUUCAGAAAGGAACCAAAGGUAAUCCCGUGACAACUUACAAUCGUGUUAUGAGUAAUCAUCGCUCGGUGACAAAGCCGAAAGAUGUCAAGUACAAGCGGAUUAAUAAAGCCAAGUCGAAAAGUUUGGAGGAGUUGCGUGGAAGGUUGAAAACCUGGGUGGAACAAGGGAGUAAAUUGACUGGAUUGUCGCUGGAACACAGUCAGAGCUAUGCAUAAUGCACAGGAUGCUUAGAUGUAUCAAUUAAUGGUUAAUUACAUACUUUAUACAAUCA
This is a messenger RNA of Dalotia coriaria, 1494 nucleotides long. RefSeq lists its product as uncharacterized. The record is from RefSeq and is a predicted model, not a curated record. NCBI's taxonomy places the organism in Eukaryota, Metazoa, Arthropoda, Insecta, Coleoptera, Staphylinidae.